Arabidopsis thaliana (thale cress) is the source of this 1417-nucleotide messenger RNA. RefSeq names its product PLC-like phosphodiesterases superfamily protein (gene GDPD5). Gene Ontology annotation, cellular component: vacuole; membrane. Gene Ontology annotation, biological process: lipid metabolic process. The transcript has 8 exons. The record is from RefSeq and is marked reviewed. Bases 83 to 1261 code for a protein of 392 amino acids. Lineage: Eukaryota; Viridiplantae; Streptophyta; Magnoliopsida; Brassicales; Brassicaceae. Gene Ontology annotation, molecular function: glycerophosphodiester phosphodiesterase activity; phosphoric diester hydrolase activity.
AAAUGGACAAGAACUGAUAGAGUGGGAUAAGAGACAAAUAAGGAGAAUCAAACAAGCAAUCCGAUCGAUCUACCAGAUCGCCAUGAUUCUUACAAGAUGCUUACCCUUGAUAUGGCUAUCUCUACUUACUGUGUGUGCUGCUGGGAGGACAUUGCACCCUCUCCCUGUUAAAGGACCCAAAACUGUCAAGCUUCAACUUCAGACUUCACGUCCUUAUAACAUCGCACACAGAGGUUCCAAUGGAGAGAUCCCAGAAGAAACUACAGCUGCAUACUUGAAAGCAAUUGAAGAAGGCACAGACUUCAUAGAAACAGAUAUCUUAUCAUCCAAAGAUGGUGUGCUCAUAUGUUUCCAUGAUUGUAUUCUCGACGAAACAACCAAUGUUGCGAGCCACAAGGAGUUUGCAGAUCGUAAAAGGACAUAUGAUGUCCAAGGAUUCAACAUUACUGGCUUUUUCACUUUUGAUUUUACACUUAAAGAACUAAAGCAACUACGUAUAAAGCAGCGAUAUGCUUUUCGGGAUCAGCAAUACAACGGAAUGUACCCUAUCAUUACAUUUGAGGAAUUUCUUACCAUUGCUCGGGAUGCUCCAAGAGUUGUUGGAAUAUAUCCUGAGAUUAAAAAUCCAGUUUUAAUGAACCAGCAUGUCAAAUGGCCUGGUGGUAAGAAAUUUGAGGAUAAAGUUGUGGAGACACUUAAGAAGUAUGGGUAUGGAGGCUCGUAUUUGUCCAAGAAGUGGUUGAAAAAACCACUAUUUAUUCAGUCAUUUGCCCCAACUUCACUCGUGUACAUAUCAAACUUGACAGACUCGCCGAAAGUCCUUCUAAUAGACGAUGUUACCAUGCCAACGCAAGACACUAACCAGACAUAUGCAGAGAUCACAUCAGAUGCGUAUUUCGAAUACAUCAAGCAAUAUGUUGUGGGUAUCGGACCAUGGAAGGAUACAAUUGUUCCGGUAAACAACAACUAUGUGCUAGCCCCCACAGAUUUGGUCAAAAGAGCUCACGCACACAAUCUGCAGGUGCAUCCCUAUACGUACAGGAAUGAACACGAAUUCUUACACUAUAACUUUAGCCAAGACCCGUAUAAGGAGUACGACUACUGGAUCAAUGAGAUUGGAGUUGAUGGACUCUUCACUGAUUUCACAGGCAGCCUCCAUAACUUUCAAGAAUGGACAUCUCCAUUACCUGAUACCUCCAAGUCUCCACGACAGCUUCUUAGUCAAAUUGCCUCAUUGGUCCUCCCUUAUGCAAAGGCUUGAAGUUCCACAUAAACACCUAUCAGUAAUCCUAUUGUUUGCAAUUAAUUGUAUUGAAUAAAGUUACAAUGAUUAUUCUGAAGAAGAACACAGUUGUUAAGAAGCAGAGGAGUCUUAAAGAUCAAACAAAAGAAAAAAGACACAACUUAAUUAAAUCGU